This is a messenger RNA of Octopus bimaculoides (California two-spot octopus), 1757 nucleotides long. RefSeq names its product glycerophosphodiester phosphodiesterase 1. The record is from RefSeq and is a predicted model, not a curated record. Gene Ontology annotation, cellular component: plasma membrane. Gene Ontology annotation, molecular function: glycerophosphodiester phosphodiesterase activity. Gene Ontology annotation, biological process: N-acylethanolamine metabolic process; ethanolamine metabolic process; phospholipid metabolic process. Lineage: Eukaryota; Metazoa; Mollusca; Cephalopoda; Octopoda; Octopodidae.
UACGUAUGUAUGUAUAUAAAUAUAUGUGUUUACUUGCUCUUAAAUAUCAUCACUGCCACUGUCACUUACAAUGUAAUAAGUCCAAAUGUUUCCUUGUUAUUGAACUUCCAUUAUUUUAUUGCGUUCAUGCCAUAUCCGCUUGCAGAAGAUAUUAUUUAAUUUUGUUUCUCUAACUCCGGUAUUUCUGUACACUUGUAUACACACACACACACACACAAUCUUCAUCUGUUUGUCUCUAUACAAACACAUAUAUUUAUAUAUUCUCACACACACACAUAUGUAACACAGACUGAUAUCAAUACAUACGCGUACACAAAGACACUAUUACAAACUGACACAAAUUACAGGCUGACAUUUCGUUGUUACUGUGGUGGUGAUAGUGUUGUUCUGUGACAGUGUUCAUUCUGACGCCGAGGAGACAGAGAGUAGCAUGUAUCUCUGGAGUCCGUUCACCUUCUAUACAUUUUGGAUUGGGCUCUUUUUCUGUGUGGCUUUUGCAGGCGUUUAUGUAUUCGUGUUGCUGUUGACAGUGGGAUGGGCCAUUCUCUGGUGGUACCAUAUUCCCCAACUGCCCGAAGAACGGGUGACAUGUGUCCUCGGUUCACUUAAUUCUACCAGCGGUUCAGUAGAACAAUGCAGUCCACAAAACAUCAACUGCAAUUCAGACGAACACGGCGACAGACGUAGCAUCGCAGCACCGUUUCUAGUCGCACAUCGUGGUGGUGCUAUUGAUGCGCCUGAGAACACCAUCGAAGCUUUCAAAAUAGCUAAGAAAAAUGGUGCAGUUGCUGUAGAAUUUGACCUUGAAUUUACUGGAGACUGUUAUCCUAUUGUUAUGCAUGAUGAUACCCUUGAUCGCACCACAAAUGGAACAGGUUUUGUACGUGACCACACCCUCGAAGAAAUUCUUGACUUGAAUGCUGCAGCUAAACAUGAACACAGAGCCAGUUAUGGAAAAGUGAGGGUCCCACAACUGGAGGAAGCUGUUAUGGUUUGCUUACAAUUGAAACUAAAAAUGUUUAUUGACUGCAAGAGGAGUGCAGCUGAGACUGUUGUUGUUCUCAGUCAGUUGUUUACCAAGUACCCAAAUCUUUACAAAGAAGCUAUUGUGUGUUCUUUCUACCCCAAUAUUAUCUACAGGGUGAGAAAAGCAGAUCCAAAUAUUUUGACUGCUUUAACUCAUAGACACCAAAUUUAUUCUAAAUGUUUCAUUGAUGGUGAGGAGCGACAGAAAACAUUCUGGCGGCAGAUAAUAGCACGACCCAUAGACAUUAUUUUAGAAGUUGGUCAGUAUACAUUUCUGUGGUAUCUCUGCGGUAACUCAGCAUUUCUCAUGAAUAGGGACACAUAUUCUGGGUUAUACCAUAAUUUUUGGAAGAAGCGUGGUGUACGUGUGUUUGUCUGGACAGUUAACGACCCUAAUGAAAAGCAAUAUUUUCUGAAAACAAGACAGUGUAGUGUCAUUACUGAUAGUCUGCUAUAACAAACAUGCUCUUAGGCAAUCAUUCAUUGAUGACAUAUUGAUACUGUAUUUGUUUUCUCUAUGCAUUCACUGCUCAUUUGAGCAUACCACUGAAUGUAGUAUCAAUUGUGUGGACAUGGCCACAAGGACUUGUCAUUCUAUACCAGUAUGACAUCAUGACAUUAUUUUUAGGACAUACAAAUAAAUCUAGAAUGAAUUCAUUCUAGAUUUUCUUUAUUUUGAUAUACCAUAUUUUUGUGAGCAAAAGAUAAAAAUAAAAGCUAUUGUCUAUUAA